Ailuropoda melanoleuca (giant panda) is the source of this 2423-nucleotide messenger RNA. Its product is annotated as O-acyltransferase like protein. Gene Ontology annotation, molecular function: acyltransferase activity, transferring groups other than amino-acyl groups. The record is from RefSeq and is a predicted model, not a curated record. NCBI's taxonomy places the organism in Eukaryota, Metazoa, Chordata, Mammalia, Carnivora, Ursidae. The coding region runs from base 56 to 2113 and encodes 685 amino acids. The transcript has 15 exons.
UAUAAGGCUCUUUGUCUAAGAGGGGAAUUUUACCCUGACAGGUUAAGGGACAACGAUGGUCCUGACUUUAUUAUUUUGUCUUCUGUCUUUUCUGUUUCAAUUACGUUUUGUGUUUCCCGCAGGAAACAUUUCUCUCAAAUGCAUGCAAGACACUGAUGAAUUCCUUUCUGAUCUGAAUUCAGUGGAGGCCAAAGAAUACGCUCUAAGAAUGUAUGACUCCGUCGGGAAGCUUGGGAGCAACGUUCUCCACGGAAACGUGGACAGGCUGGGAUCUUACAGCGAGUGCCUCUCCACGCGUGCCCCGUCGGGGAGUUUCCGAGGGCAGUACUGCAAGCUUCGCAUCGUGCAGGAUGGAGCUGAAUACAGCGUGGGCGUGUGUGUCCCUGACUCUUGCGCCGAAGAGGAUGUGACUGUGAUGUCUCAGUUGGAUAUUUUAAGAUUCAGAAAUACUUCCUUUUUGGCCCCUUCUCUCUCUCUCUUUACAAUGAAUUCUUCCUCCUCAUCGGACGUGGGUGUGGCUAGAUGCGCUGCUGGAAUGUUCCCCUUCGACACCUUUGUUGCCGUGUGUCUGUGCCUCACCUUGCUGGGCGUCUCCCUGCCCCUGGCCGGGACUGUCUACGUGGCAGCCAGGGAGAGGGGGUGCGACGGCAGGGCGCCAGCCGCACCUCUGGCCACUGACGGGAGUCUGCCUUUGAGAGAGACGCAGAGGAGUGAACCGAGCAGCAGACCGGGUUGCCCGGCCCAUCUCUCGCUAUCAGGAACCCGGAGCAGAGGGAAAAGAUUUCUAGGAGCCAUGGAGCAUGCUCUGAAAUGCUUUUCUUGGCAGAAGAAUGUGCCGGCCCCCUGGACGAGAGAGACGCCAGGAAGCUCGUGCUCUGUGCUGAAUGGCGUCCGAGUUCUAAGUCUCCUCUGGAUCAUGUCGGGGCACACCAGCCAGAUGACCGCAUGGCUGUCUUUGGAUAACGUGCUCGAGUGGAAAACCAGAGUGCUUAAAAACCCACUGUACCUUUAUUCUCGGAGCGGCCCGUUCUAUCUUGGGGUUGACACAUUCUUCCUGGUCAGUGGCUGGUUAAGUGCGAGGUCGUUUUUAAAGAUACAUCAGAAUUCAGACAAAGGAACGACCCUCAGUGUCAUACUCAGAUACGUCCUCAGCCGCUUUACAAGGUUGCAGCCUCUUCACCUGUACUCGGUGUGCUUGUUGGUUGGACUGUUCUCCCUUGUACCCUGGGGACCUGUCUGGGACGUGCCCAAGUUCCACCUGGAUAACUGCCGGCAAGCGUGGUGGACGAAUGCGCUGUUGCUUAAUAAUUUCCUGUCGGUCCGGAAUGCGUGUAAUGGCUGGACGUGGUACCUCGCCAACGACUUUCAGUUCCAUCUCACCACACCGGCGAUCGUCCUCAUCCACGGAAAAAGUAAACAUGUCCUUGUCCUCCUCGGGGCCAUGCUGUUCUUGGCAUCUUUCACUGCCACGGCGCUGCUCACACUGGCUUAUACCCUUCCGGUCGCAGCUCCGUCAGAAGCAAGUGAACACGCGACUGUGUUGUAUUUCUCGGAGUACUACACGAAGCCCUACUGCAGAUACGGGCCAUUCCUCGUGGGCCUCUUUCUGAGCAUUUUCAUGCACCAAAACCACCAGGCAAACAUUCUUAAAACCAAGGCUCAGGCUGUGCUGGGGUGGAUUUGCUCCCUGUCCACCCUGUUCAUAGUGGUCGCUCUGGCGUAUGUGCUCGAUGACACCUCUGUCACCUCUUCCCCUGCCGCUGCUCUGUACCAGGCCCUCCACCGGACCCUGUGGGCGGCCGCCGUGGGCUGGGUCAUGCUGGCGUGUCAGGAAGGCUAUGGAGGUCUGGUGACCCGGCUGCUUUCUUGCCGGCUCUGGACUCUCCCCGCCAGCAUCAGUUACGCUUGCUACCUGGCCCACCCGAUCCUCAUCGUGCUCUACAACGGGCUCCAAGAAACGCUCAUUCACUACACCGACACCAACAUGUUCUAUCUUUUCUCUGGACACUGUUUGCUGACCUUCAUCGUGGGGCUGGCCCUGACGCUGUGCAUUGAGAAACCAUGUCAGGAACUGAAGCGCUACCUGCUGGGACCAAUGCCUGCAGGGCCGUGAACGUCCUGGUAAAACCUGAAAGAAUGAAGGGGUUCGUUCUGCUGGUGAUGAGCAAAAGCAGGCGUGGCCUCAUUUAUGUAACGAAUGCUUGUCCCCCUGGCAAGGGGUGUGAAUCUGAUUUUGUGAAUGUUUAAGAUACACAACUUCUCUGUGCUUAAUACGGAAAACAAUUCUGAGAGUUUACUGCAUAAAAGAGCUCUGUGGGGGCGCCUGGGUAGCCCAGUCGUUAAGCGUCUGCCUUCGGCUCAGGGCGUGAUCCCGGCGUUCCCGGAUCGAGGCCCACAUCGGGAUCCUUGGCUGGGAGCCUGCU